Molecule: messenger RNA, 750 nt
Organism: Cyclocybe aegerita
Lineage: Eukaryota; Fungi; Basidiomycota; Agaricomycetes; Agaricales; Hemipholiotaceae
Source: the annotation of a GenBank genome assembly
CAUGGAGGACAUUUAUGACGCCCAUCAGGCAUUGUACUAUCCCAAGACGUACUACGAGGACGUUGCCGCCUUCUGUGCAAGCUAUAUGACAGACCUCUUUGCUGACGACGGUCCAUAUACUCCAGAGCAGCACAGCUGGUGGCAAUUCCGUCUCGAAAGUCGUAUCCAACGUAUUCUCCUGGAUUCCCGGCUGGACGACAGUGUGCCUCUCAGCGCUAUGGUCUUGCUCGAGAAUCUAGUGCGUAAGGGCAGGCAACAACCCCUCCAACUGCCACCCUACCCUACUUCAGAGAGGAAGACAAUCCACAAGUUACCACUCGCUGACUUCUGGCUCGAUGUCCUCGGGAAGGGCUUAUUCAGCUGGCCGGACCUCGAGCGGAUGGAGGGCAAUCUCAUCGCUCGGCUCACCCCGGACACCAAUUCCGGAAAGAUCACCCCACAAACCAGCUCACUGCUCAUGCGCACCAGAGCGCGCAUCCACCCACAACCCUUCCUCAACAUGAAAGCGAACAUGUACGUCUUCGUGUACCUGAGGAUGAGCCUGCGUUCUAAGCAAUUCUGCGGUCCGCUGGAUAGAGAGUGGCCGUUGGAGUUUCCGCAUUGCCAUGAAGAGAUGAGGAGGAGGGAGGAGAUAUUCAGCGCAGUGAAGGUGUUCGAGUCUGCGUGGGCUGAGUCCGACGAUCGUACGUUCUACAAGAUGUUUGUUGGAGGGGUGGGUUACUCAGAUGAAGCGUCGGCCUUGACGGGAUG